GAAAAUCCGUAUCGCUUUAUUUUCAUUCAUGAGUAAAAUAUCUACUACGUCACUUUAUUGAUUUAGAAACUGUUUUGAUUUCUAGUUUGUUUAUGAAUGUAAUAAUAGGAAGAAUAUUACUUACUACUCGAUAUAUAUAUACAAAAAGAUUCGCAAGAAUGUCCUCAGGCCUUUCAUACAUUGACGUUCCCGAAAAUUGCCAGCCUAGUAAUUUGUUUAAACAAUGGGCUGAUGAUUAUAAGACAAACACGCAUUCAGGAUUAGUCUUAUUUAACUUAGCCACAUCAUUCAAAAAUGGAGAUGUGUCUAACAGAAAUUUGGUGCUCCAAGAAAUUUCUGAUGACGGUGGUCUAAUUUUUAAUACCAAUUUGAAUAGUUUGAAGGUGAAACAAAUAGAAGAGAAUCCUAAAGUUUCUGCAAGUUUUUUGUUUACAUAUACAAAUGAAACAUCUAAUAAGAGAAUAUCACAACAGGUUCGAAUGAAGGGCCUUAUAGAGAAACUGCCUACAUCUUACAGCGAAAGGAUAUUUGAAAAACAACCAUUGUACGCUAAAAUUCGAAGCAUCCUUCUUGAAGAACAGGGUGUUCCAGUGUGUUGGGAAGAGCUAAAGAAGAAACACGACGAUCUAUUGAAUAAAGUAAAUAAAGGAGAGAUUGAGUUGAAAUCACCAAAACAAUUGGUCUUAUACAAAAUUAUACCUGCCGAGUACGAUUUCUACCACGCCAAUGAGAAUGAAAUUGGAGACAGGAUACUUUUUUCCAAAUCCAAAGAUGAUGAGUGGGAUCAUUAUCAUAUUAGUGCUUAGAUAGUUAACUUAGCUCUAACAAUUUAAUUUAGCUCCCUACUCUUUGUACUCUCUGCAUCCAGUAGCGUGUCGUGGAUAAAAGGGCGGAGGGGGCGAAGACCUUAAGGAGCGCAAUAAUCAAUAAAGGAUCAAAUAAAUUACAAACUUUUUUUUUUAUAAUAAGACUACAUGAAAACGUUUAUUUUUUUUAAUUAUAAAUUUGUUUAUUAAAAAAGUUAGUAUACAAAACAGUUAUUUCAAAGAUGCAAGCGUCUUGUUUUAACCGAUUUAAAAGAAUCAAUUAUUUCGUCUAUAUUUAGAUCCUGGGCUGUAUCUGCUUCAAUACUGAGAAGUGGUAAAUAAUUGGUUCUAUCUUAUGUGCUGGUGCACCUCUGGUAAUUAUUAAUUCUUCCUAAUCUACUGAAAGAUCGUUCUGCACCAGCACUGUUGGUGGCUAUAGUGUAAAAAAUCCUCAGUAAUGCACAUAAAGAUGGAUAUGAAGACUCUGGUCAAUGGAAAUUAAAAAUGAUAAAUAUUCGUCAGGUGCAAGUUUGUUAUCAUCAGCAUUAAUUUCUUCUAAUAAACUCCAAAAUGUUUAUAUUCCUCAAUUAAAGAAGGUUUAACAUCCGCUUGGUACAAUAUCUGUAGAUCCAUAAGACAUUUUAAAUUGUCAUCAUUGACGUUCAUAUCCAAUAAACAAUUAAAUUUUUGGCAUAUUAAGGAAGUCUUCAAACCGAUUCUCUAGAGUACCAGCUAAAGUACCAUAAAACACUGAUAUCUUGAAAUUAUCUUCAGAAUUUUAUGUAGGUAAUUAUUCUGGAUUUUAUCAUGAUUUUUUUUCAUUCUUCUUUUUCUUUUUGUGGAAAAUUAUGUUGACGUAUUGCAUUUAUUUGCCAAAAUAGUAGCCUGUUUUUUUUUUAAAUUUUCAAAAUAUUUUUCACUUCCUAAUGAUUUGAGAUCUUUAGUUACCGCAGAAAUCAUAUGAGCAGCUGUACAUAAGUUGAUAUUAACCUUUUGCAAGUGAUUGGACAAUAUAUUAAUUUUAUUCAGCACUUCAUUAUAAUCGAUUAUAUUUCGGUCGGUGAUUCCCCGAAUUUAUUUACUUCGCGACUGCUUUCGUCUUCUUUUUUGGCGGCGCCGCGCCGGCGCAACGUUAUGUCUAGCCAUUGUAUUUUUAUUUAUAGACAAUGGUCUAGCGGUAGCGUAGUUUCAAACCCAUAUGAAACCCAUAUUCAUUAGAGAUUUAAAUUAUUAAAUAUAAGUAAACAUUAAUAAAAAACAAAAAUAAAAUGUGAGAAAUAUAUAUACGUCACUUUUUAUCUUUAAGAGCUAAGGGUAGGUACGGUAGGGCACCGUUUGUUUUUGCGAUAAAUUUAGUUUUUCUAUUUUUUUUGAAAGGGCGCCAGAGGCGCUAAGCGCCUAGGGGCGGAGGGGGCGUCCGCCCCCCCUGGCCCCCUAUACGACACGCCACUGUCUGCAUCCGCCUUAAAAAAAGUACCUAUGUUAAUAAAUGAAAAUAUAUUUUGACUAAAAUAGAUAUUUUCCACAAUUUUGAGUUGCUUACAGUCAUUUAAAAGAAUCUUGGUGCAGUGUUUUAUUACUAUAAAACCAAAUGAGGUUGUAAAACGUCUUGAUUUUUUUAUAUAUCUACGA
Molecule: messenger RNA, 2438 nt
Organism: Sitophilus oryzae (rice weevil)
Lineage: Eukaryota; Metazoa; Arthropoda; Insecta; Coleoptera; Curculionidae
Product: pyridoxine/pyridoxamine 5'-phosphate oxidase-like
Exons: 5
Coding region: 93-806 (237 amino acids)
Biological process (GO): pyridoxal 5'-phosphate biosynthetic process; pyridoxine biosynthetic process
Molecular function (GO): FMN binding; pyridoxamine phosphate oxidase activity
Source: RefSeq, a predicted model, not a curated record